UGGAGGUUGUGGGCGGGGCUGCAGGAUGCACAGCUGAGCCGGGUCUCUCCGGUCAGACUACAGAGCUGCUGCUGUAGCGCAGGAUUAAGGAGCUGGAGAAAGAGAUGGAAGGAGGAGUUGGAAAAGCUGGAACUAAGAAAGAGAAUAAUCAGGGCUGGAUUCCCAGGACCAUCAACAAGCGAGUGUGCACUACUUUUGUUGAAGACUCUUCCAGAAAUGGAGUGUGGUGUCAGUGCGGUAGUGAGCGGGAGGUUCACUGCUAUGUGGCAACAGGGGACAGCUGUGGAGCUAUUGUCACCCAGUGGGACAGCAUCAAGCACUCCACAGAGUGUCCCACCGAUGCUUUUGGACAGCUGGAGUUUGCCGGCGCUGGACGCAGACAUAGCCAUUUUGUGCGGCUGUCAUGUGACACACAACCAGAGGUCAUCUACAAACUGAUGAUGGAUUACUGGAACCUGCCCCCACCUAACUUGGUGGUGUCAGUGGUGGGGGGCGAAGGCCAUGAGAAGAUCAAAACAUGGGUUAGAAAUAUCCUGAGAAACGGGCUGGUUAGGGCUGCGCAGAGCACAGGAGCCUGGAUCUUGACGGGGGGUCUAAGGGAGGGUGUGGCCCGCUGUGUGGGUGAGGCGGUGAGGGACCUUGGGGCCGCGGCUCCUGCUCUUUCCCAGAAGAAAGUGAUUGCUGUGGGACUGGCACCCUGGGGCGUGGUGCACAACAGGGAGCAACUUGUCAAUGCCCUGGGGAGUUUCCCUGCUCGGUACUACGUCCAGAACACAUCACGCGACUCCUGCCGCCUGGACAACAACUGCCAGGCGUUCCUCCUGGUGGAUGAUGGGAGUGUUGGCCGCCGGGGAGGAGAGACAGCCUUUCGUGCUCGUCUGGAGGACUACAUUUCCCAUCAGCGCACAGGCAUUUGGGGUAGUGGCAGUAUUGAAAUCCCAGUGCUGUGCAUGCUCAUCUCAGGAGACGCCAGUAUGCUGGAGAGAUUAGAUGCCUCUCUGAGGAAAGCUACGCCCUGGCUGGUUCUUGCUGGUACUGGUCCAGCUGCAGACCUUAUCAGUGAGCUGCUGGACAGUCUCUCCUCUAAUGGGGCAGAGGUGGGACCGAAGGAAACAAAGGGCGACGGUCUCAGCUCAGAGCACCGCGACUGGGUUCGUGACAAGGUCCGGAGACACUUCCCAGGUGAAGCAGAGCUGGAGAAAAUGGUUGAUAGGGCUUUGAGUAUUUAUAAGAACAGAGAGCUGGUCACUGUUUUCAACGGAGAACAGGAGGGUUCUGAUGAUUUUGAUACAGUUCUCCUCAAAGCCCUUGUUAAAGCUAGUAAAUAUGUGGCCAGUAAUGCCAGUGAGUACACUGAAGAGCUGAAACUGGCCGUGGCUUGGGACCGGGUGGACAUCGCCAAAACUGAGCUUUUCAAUGGAGGCAUACAUUGGAAGUAUGAGGACCUCGAAGACUCCAUGACAGAUGCACUGAUCAACAACAAGCCCCAGUUUGUGCGCCUCUUCUGUGAGAAUGGUCUGAAUAUCCUGGACUACCUGACAUACGGCCGCUUGGAAAGCUUGUACCGCUCGCUGUCAGACAGCUCAGUGGCCUAUGAUCUGCUCCAGAAGCAUCUGAGCGACAGGCAGGGCCUGGCUGGAUCCUUACACAACCUAGAUGGAGCUAAGACAGAGGAGGGGAUACCUCUGAAGAGUCCGAGUGCACCAACUGGACACGCCCCAGCAAUGGAGCUCAACCUGUAUCAUGUAUCCCGCCUGCUGUGGGACCUGUUGGGUGAUGUCUGUCAGCCUUUCUACUAUGGACCUCUGGGCCUUGACUACAAAAUCAGCACCAGGAGGGCUCUCAAGCAUGUCAAUAAAAUGCUGGUGGGGGACUGUUCCUACCGGGAACAGAGCUGUGCCUCGCCCUGGGCAGCGCUCUUCAUCUGGGCCGUCCUGCAGAACUACAGUGAAAUGGCUGUUUACUUCUGGGAGAUGACAGGGGAGUCUGUGCUGAGCGCUCUGGGGGGUUGCAAGAUGCUGAGGGAGCUUUCUAAGCUUGAGAGUGAGACUGAGAGCAAGCUGGCCAUGAAGGAACUAGCACAGAAGUUUGAGGACCUGGCACAUGAUGUAUUGGGUGAGUGUUACCAGAACAGCGAGAGUCGCUCCUUCACACUCCUUAUAAGGAAGUCUUCAGUGUGGGGUGGGGCCACGUGCCUGCAGAUGGCCACUGCAGCUGACGCCCGCCUGUUCUUCAGCCACGAUGGUGUUCAGUCUCUGCUGUCACAGAUCUGGUGGGGUGACAUGGAGAGGAGUACUGAGGUCUGGAAACUGGUUCUCACCUUCUUCCUGUCCCCGCUCAUCUACACAGACCUUAUUAAAUUCAGGGAACAAGAAGAGGAUGUUAAGUCUGUGGAUGUUCACCAUGCCAGAGACUCUGACAGUCUGGAUGGGCAUGAUGCCAACGCCUUCUCCAUUGCUGACACAACACAAAAUGACGAAGAUGUUGAAGACAUCAGCCCUGAAAAAGAAAACCUGAAAGACUCUUUGCCAUCCAACUCGAAGAGACCAUUUAUUGUGUCACGGUGGAGACAGUUCUGGUUUGCCCCUGUCACAUCAUUCCUUGGCAAUGUGCUGAUGUACUUCCUCUUCCUCUUCCUGUUUGCCUAUGUUCUACUGGUGAACUUUAAGCCCCCGCCACCUGACGGCCCUUCCCCUCUGGAGUUUGUGCUUUACUUUUGGGUUUUCACCUUAGUAUGUGAAGAGAUUCGGCAGACCUUCUUUGUUGGCAAUGCGUAUGUGCUCCAGAGUAUGAGGAACUACAUCCAGGACGUGUGGAACAAGUGUGACCUCACAGCCCUCGGCCUCUUCUCUUUGGGUCUGUGCUGCAGAAUGUUUCACUGGUCAUAUGAGUUUGGCCGAGCUGUGAUGGCAAUAGAUUUUAUGGUCUUCACACUACGUCUGAUCCAUAUCUUUGCCAUCCACAAACAGCUUGGGCCCAAGAUCAUCAUUGUUGGCAAAAUGAUGAAGGACGUUUUCUUCUUCCUUUUUUUUCUGGCUGUGUGGCUCGUGGCCUAUGGAGUGGCCAAUCAGGCACUGCUCUACUCGUAUGAUCCCCGCCCUACCUGGAUAUUCCGCAGAGUGUUCUACAGACCAUACAUGCACAUUUUUGGACAAAUACCCAUACAUGAAAUGGAUGCUGAUAAAUUGGAGCAAGGAAACUGUACAAAUGAUGCCGCACUAAUUGAAGCAGGUGAGGAGCCCUGUCUGAACACCUUCGCCAACUGGCUGGUUGUCAUCCUCCUUGUCAUCUACCUGCUCUUCACCAACAUAGUAUUGGUCAACCUGCUCAUUGCUAUCUUCAGCUACACCUUCUCCAAAGUACAGGAGCGCAGUGACACCUACUGGAAGUUUCAGCGUUACAACCUGAUUGUGGAGUACCACUCAAGGCCCUGCCUGGCACCACCCUUCAUUAUCAUCUCACACCUCCACCUUAUCAUCAAGAGAUACAUCCGCCACAUCCCUUCUGUCAAGAGCAAACACUUUGUUCUGGAGUUACAGGACAGGAAGUCCAGCGGCCUUAUCACAUGGGAGGCUAUCCACAAAGAAAACCUCCUCUCAGCUCAGAAGAAGCGGGAGAGGGAGAGUGACUCAGCACGGCUUAAACGUACAUCUGUCAAGGUAGACAGCGUGCUUAAGCAGAUGGCAGAGGUCCGGGACCACGACCGAAGGCUGCAGCUGCUGGAGAAAGAGCUGGAGUACUGCUGCAGUGCCCUCUCCUGGAUGACAAAUGCUCUGUCUCAGAGUGAUCUGAUAAAGGCCGGCCACGCCCCCUCCGCUCCUCAGAGAUCUGAAUCCAAGCUGACUCCUUGAACUCCAGGAACACACACACACACACACACACACACACAGUUUACUCAGGGCCAUUGUGUCAAAGAGCACCUUCUAUGCUAUUCUUAUUAUUAUUAGGGGUCCAAGCCCAAGGUGGCUGGGGGCUCCCAGUACCAAACGUGCUGGGAACUCUAUUGAAAUUGCUCCACAUCCACUUUUGUUGCCAAAUCAUAAAAGAUAUGCUAAAAGAAUUCUCCCAAGCAAAUGAUCUACAUGUUAUCCAAUCUCUCUGCUGCUUUCCACCUGUAACUUUCAUCACACCAAUGAGACUACGGGUCCGACUUGCACCGCCUCAGUGGGGCCGCCAGGUGCGGCUUGCGCCAGGGGGCUUGGAUCUCAUUUAUACCUGCUUGCAGGUCUAGUUUCCUUUGUUUUACUUUGUUGAUUUCAGAUAUGUUGUUUGACGUGCAUUUUAAUUAGAACAAAUAGUAUACUGAGGUAAAAAAGAUUUAACUUUUUUUAAAGUGCCGACAUGCUUUGCUGUCUGCUACAGUGCCUGUUUGGAUCCUACCACUACGAGUUGCCAAAGUCUGAAAUGUUCAAAUCUUACACAAGUAGGGCAUUGAAUGUUAAAUAGAGCCUUAAGCCCCAUAUGUGACCAGCAACUGCCUAGUUAUUAUGUCUGCUAAGUUGAUAAAGUAAGGUGAUUAUUAUUUUGUUAAAUAGAAUACUGUUACGUGAUCAUAACCUUUUCAGGAGAGAGCAACCUGCCUCAUUAACCUCAUUACAAAUCAAUAUUUUUAUAUUAACAAUGGAUCGAAUGUAGCCUCUUUUAGCUCAUUGUUUUGGGGUCGGGGGUUCUAGCAACAACUACUACUAGCCAAUCAGAAGCAGAGAAGGGCGGGCCAAUGAGAAGCUGGUAAACAGCUUCGGUUCAGCUGUUGCUGACUCCAGUCCAUGUUGCUUGGCAACAUGGACUGGAGCAAGAGUUUCAGAG
Messenger RNA from Micropterus salmoides (largemouth bass), 4806 nucleotides. It is a transcript of the gene trpm4a, whose product is annotated as transient receptor potential cation channel, subfamily M, member 4a. Gene Ontology annotation, biological process: calcium ion transmembrane transport. The transcript is spliced from 28 exons. Bases 105 to 3851 code for a protein of 1248 amino acids. Gene Ontology annotation, molecular function: ligand-gated calcium channel activity; calcium-activated cation channel activity. NCBI's taxonomy places the organism in Eukaryota, Metazoa, Chordata, Actinopteri, Centrarchiformes, Centrarchidae. Gene Ontology annotation, cellular component: membrane. The record is from RefSeq and is a predicted model, not a curated record.